ACAUUGAGGAGGUGUGAGCCAUGACAACAGGGUGAAUACAACGACUUUACGUGCACAAUAACAUUUUGAAUCGGAUAUAGAUAAUGGAUCAUGAUAAAAGCCAUAUCGCUUAACGUAAGGAUUUGGAAAUUGAACACAGUGCAUGCAAGGCUCUCCAUGGUAAAGAUAUGGCAUUCACAAGGGUGACAGAGCCAUGCAGAUGGCAGCGUACAGAGUGGCUCUCUGCCAGGUUGGGGUUGGGCAGACCCAGGUCCAGGGCUGACCGUGCCCUCAUGGCCCCCCUGCCCCACCUCCUCUCCCCCUGCCCCAGAGCCGGGGCUCGGACCCUGUUCAGCGAGACAGGGGUCUGGGACAGGGACUAUAAAGCAGACACCAGACGCAGGGUGGAGCAGUGGUGGCACCCCCGUAUCAUGGAGCAGUGGCAGAGGGAUACGCUGGAGGAGAGUUCCCGUAGGAAUACGUUUUAUGUCCUGUCUAUGUUCCCGUACCCCUCUGGCCGUCUCCACAUGGGCCAUGUACGGGUCUACACCAUCAGUGAUACCAUCGGACACUUCCAGAGGAUGAGGGGCCACCAGGUGCUAAACCCAAUGGGCUGGGAUGCUUUUGGACUCCCAGCAGAGAAUGCUGCCAUCGAGAGAGGCCUUGACCCAGAGGAAUGGACUAAGAGUAAUAUCCAGUCCAUGCGGGAGCAGCUCGACAGCCUAGGGCUCUGCUUUAAUUGGGACAAGGAGGUGACCACCUGCCUGCCAGACUACUACAGGUGGACCCAGUGGCUGUUCGUCAAGCUCUUCAAGGCAGGACUGGCCUAUCAGAAAGAGGCGGUGGUGAACUGGGACCCCGUGGACCAGACGGUGUUGGCUGAUGAGCAGGUGGAUGAGAGCGGGCGCUCCUGGAGGUCUGGAGCUCUGGUGGAGCAGAAACUACUCAGGCAGUGGUUCAUUAAGACAACCAACUACGCCAAGCCCCUGCUGGACGCCCUAGCAGAGCUGCCAGAAUGGUACGGGGUCAAGGCCAUGCAGGCCAACUGGAUUGGAGACUGCACCGGCUGCUACUUCGACUUCCACCUCAAGGUGAAUGGGGAGGAGACGGGGGAGACUCUAGCAGGCUACACCUCCAGCCCAGAGGCAGUGUUUGGGGCUGCCUACCUGUCCAUCCUCCCCUCCCACAGAUUGCUCCAUGGUACCAGCCCAGUCCGCUCAGCCCUGGAGAGAGCCCUGCAGACACUGUCCAGACCUGACUGCCUGACAGAGGUCACCGCCCACAACCUAUUUACCGGUCAGGAACUUCCCCUGAUCAUCUCCAGCAAGCAGGAGUUUGAGGGUCAUCUAGACACGGUCAUAGGUAUCCCUGACAGCAGUGUGGAGGAUGCUUCUGUGGCCAGGGCUCUGGGUCUGAGCUGGAGCCCAGUCCUGAAGAGCCAGGAGGAUGGAACGCACACACUGCUCAACUCUGCUGAGUUCACAGGCCUCAGCAGGGAGGAGGCUUUUGACUCCAUUACCCAGAAGGCCAGAGAGAGAAAAGUGGGUGGCCACCUGACCAGCUCCAAGCUCAGGGAUUGGCUUAUUUCCCGGCAGCGGUACUGGGGAACGCCCAUCCCCAUGGUGCAUUGUGGGUCUUGUGGUCCUGUGGCGGUCCCUGAGGAUCAACUUCCAGUCACCCUGCCCAAACUACUGUCUCUUACGGGGAAGGGGGCAUCCCCUCUGGAGCACGCUGAUGACUGGAUCAGCUGUACCUGUCCCAGGUGUAAAGGGCCGGCCAGAAGGGAGACCGACACCAUGGACACGUUCGUGGACUCAUCCUGGUACUAUUUCAGAUACACUGACCCCCACAACCAAGACAGGCCUUUUGAGCGCUCCCUGGCAGACCACUGGCUUCCUGUGGACGUGUACAUUGGGGGGAAGGAGCAUGCUGUUAUGCACCUGUACUACGCACGCUUCCUCAGUCAUUUCUGUAGGGAUCAGGGCUUAGUGGAACACAGGGAGCCUUUCAAGAAGCUGCUGGUGCAGGGCCUCAUCAAGGGCCAGACGUUUAGAGCUGCGGACAGCGGACAGUACCUGAAGAGAGACGAUAUCGACUUCACAGGUGAGGAGCCGGUGCUGGUGGGUAGCAAGGCCGGGCUGCAGGUGACGUGGGAGAAGAUGUCCAAGUCGAAACACAACGGCCUGGACCCUCAGGAGGUGGUGCAACAGUAUGGCAUCGACACUGUCCGCCUUUACAUCCUCUACUCUGCUCCCCCUGAACAGGACAUCCUCUGGGACGUCAAGACGGACGCUCUGCCCGGGGUGCUGCGGUGGCAGUCUCGUCUGUGGGGGCUGGUGACCAAGCUGAGGGGGGCUCGGCAGGAUGGGGACGUCCCCAACACCUUGUUGCUGAAGAGGAAGGAGCAGGCAGAGGCCAGGAAAAUCUGGGAGAACAAGAACUAUGCUGUGGAACAGGUCACAGGUCACUUCACAGAGGACUUCCUCCUGAAUGCAGCAAUUUCUCGACUCAUGGGACUCACCAACACACUCUCUAACGUGUCGCCUCGCGUGCUGCAGCACAGUGUGGAGUUUGAGGAAGCUCUGGCCACUCUGUGUGUGAUGACCGCUCCCAUGGCCCCACACCUGGCCUCCGAACUGUGGGCAGGGCUGAGCCAAGUUAGGAACCCCCUGAGCCCUCUCCUCUCCCGCGGAGGCGACGUGCUACAGCAGCCCUGGCCCACCCCAGACCCCCAGUACCUGGAGACCCCUGAUACCCUGGAGCUGGCUGUACGGAUCAACAACAAGGUGUGUGGGACGGUGUUGGUGCCUCGACAGGUGGCCCAGGAUACGGAGCAGGUACGGGCUCUGGUUCUGGGGAGCGAGCUGGGACAGCGUCUCCUAGGAGACAGGACCAUCAAGAAGGCCAUUCUGUCCCCUAGGACCGCCCUCAUCAACUUCCUCAUAGAGGAGUGACCACUCAGUCCUGGAUGCUGAUUGGACUGUCAUGUCAAUCAGAAGACCGCAGCCACUCACAGACUUGAAGGCGGGGACAUCAUAUGUACGGAAGGACUAUUUAAGACUAUUUAUUUGAACAUGAAAACAAGAACUAGUAUGAACAGACAUUUUUGUAAAACAAAUCAAAUAAAUAUUUUACAUUUGA
This is a messenger RNA of Coregonus clupeaformis (lake whitefish), 3120 nucleotides long. RefSeq names its product probable leucine--tRNA ligase, mitochondrial. NCBI's taxonomy places the organism in Eukaryota, Metazoa, Chordata, Actinopteri, Salmoniformes, Salmonidae. The coding region runs from base 168 to 2933 and encodes 921 amino acids. The record is from RefSeq and is a predicted model, not a curated record. Gene Ontology annotation, cellular component: mitochondrion. Gene Ontology annotation, molecular function: leucine-tRNA ligase activity; ATP binding; aminoacyl-tRNA deacylase activity. Gene Ontology annotation, biological process: mitochondrial translation; leucyl-tRNA aminoacylation. The transcript has 22 exons.